AUGGGAUUACUCCGAUGUGGUUUGUGCAAUCCUAUGAAGUUGUUGAUGGUUCGUCAUGAUUGUUUAGGUCUGAACAGAAGAGUGUGUUUGCCGCUACACAGUUUUACUUCACGUCAUGGUAUCAGAUAUUCAUCGUCUGCUGUCCGGCCGGUGUUUUUGUCCCUUUUGGAAGACAAUGACUUUCUAGGUUCUAAGACAUUACUCAUUGAUAAUGUUGGCUCACAUUCAUAUUUUCAAAUAUUGGAACAAAGUUUUCAUCUUUAUCUACGGCUGAAAAAAGACUUCAACAUUAGGAAAGGAGCACGAGUUGCUUACCUCUGUCCAAAUAAUAUCUCAUAUACAAUUGUACAGUGGGCUGCUUGGAUGGCUGGGUGCAUUGCCGUACCACUGUGCUCAAGCCACCCACCUGCACAACUCAAAUAUUAUAUUCAAAAUUCAACUCCUGCUGUGGUGAUAGGAACAAACGAUUUUUACGAUUCUCUCCAGCCACUCUGUGAUGCAGAGAAUUUGAGAUCUAUAUGGCUUCAGUUCAACCCACUCACACGGACAUAUGUGCAAUCAGGGAGAAAUUUUAUUCCUGAAAAUAGAUCUUUUUUCAGUGCCUUAUAUCGUGCUUAUAGUCUUAGCUGGAAGCAAACUGAUUGGGAAAAACAUGACGCUUUACUCAUCUAUACCAGUGGUACGACUGACCAGCCAAAAGGUGUGCUGAUGACACAUGGUAAUAUACAUGCACAAAUACAGAACAUGACUGAGGCAUGGCAAUGGAGUGAAGAUGAUGUUCUACUACAUGUGUUACCGUUACAUCAUGUUCAUGGCGUCACAAACUGUCUCGCAACAUGUCUGAAUUCAGCGGCCACCUGUGUUAUGCUACCUCGUUUUGAUGCUCAACAGGUAUGGGAAAAAUUAACAAGUGAACAGAGCCCAGUAAUCAAUUUAUUCAUGGCAGUACCUACCAUAUAUGCAAAGUUGAUUGAGUAUUAUAAUCAUAAUUACAAAUCACCUCGUGUUCAAGAAUUUAUUAGAAGUGUGUGCAAGGAGAAUAUACGAUUAAUGGUGUCAGGAUCAGCUGCUUUGCCGACUCCAAUCAUGGAAAAAUGGGAAGAGAUUACAGGACAUGUACUGCUUGAAAGGUAUGGAAUGACAGAAAUUGGUAUGGCUUUAACUAAUCCCUUACAUGGUGAACGAGUAGCAGAUAAAUUAUAG
Saccoglossus kowalevskii is the source of this 1203-nucleotide messenger RNA. Its product is annotated as malonate--CoA ligase ACSF3, mitochondrial-like. Gene Ontology annotation, molecular function: medium-chain fatty acid-CoA ligase activity. Gene Ontology annotation, biological process: fatty acid metabolic process. NCBI's taxonomy places the organism in Eukaryota, Metazoa, Hemichordata, Enteropneusta, Harrimaniidae. The record is from RefSeq and is a predicted model, not a curated record.